Molecule: messenger RNA, 14526 nt
Organism: Rodentolepis nana
Lineage: Eukaryota; Metazoa; Platyhelminthes; Cestoda; Cyclophyllidea; Hymenolepididae
Source: the annotation of a GenBank genome assembly
UCACCAUCAACUCAAGUUUUUGCCGACACUCGUUUGGCCUGCACUCUCGUAGAGCGUCUAGCUGUCGCGAUCUCUAAUUCCGAGCCUGUUCUUCUAGUUGGUGAGACCGGAACGGGUAAAACCUCAUCUAUCCAACGUCUCGCUCUCAUGGCUGGUCGUCGACUUCGGGUGCUCAAUCUUAACCAACAGUCUGACAGUGUAGAUCUCCUAGGUGGUUUUAAGCCUGUGGACUCUAGAGCACUGGUUAAUCCUAUCCGGGAGAAAUUCGAGAGUCUUUUUGUACGUACUUUUCGUCUAGAAUCGAAUCGCAAUUUCCUCGGACAUAUCCAAGCAUGUGCAACGGCUGGCCGAUGGCGUGACCUCUUAACACUUCUCAAACAUCCGGCCACAUUAGCUAUUCGAAAGCUCUUGGCUCCUCAAAACAAAGAGACUGAAAGUAUAACAAAUAAAGGUGGUAGUAGUAGUGGUCAGCAGCCGAAAGCUACUCUUGAAGAGUGGCAGGGCCUUUUGGCUGAGCUAGAAACCUUUGAAAGUCGGUUGUCUGCUUCAUCACAAGCAAGUGAAAACGGUGGCAUUAAUUCCACAUCUUUCGCCUUCGCUUUUAUCGAAGGAACUUUGGUUCAAUCUCUGGAGAAGGGAGACUGGUUGCUUCUAGAUGAGAUCAAUCUUGCCCCGGCAGAACUUCUUGAUUGCCUAGCUUGUCUUUUAGACUCGACUCGUGGGUCCGUGACUCUUAUCGAUAGAGGCGAUAUAGAACCAGUUCGCCGUCAUCCGGAUUUCCACCUUUUCGCGGCGAUGAACCCCUCAACAGAUGUGGGUAAGCGUGACCUCCCCAUGGGCCUACGUAAUCGAUUUACUGAGAUACGUGUGGCAGAACUAGAACCUGCUACGAGUGCUGCAGAUCGGGAGGACUUGGCACUUCUUAUUCGUACAUAUCUCGUCGCUCUUAGUCCUACGGCGGCUCAAGUCUCGGCUGUUGUUCAACUCUAUGCGGCUCUUAAGCAAGCAGCAAACGAAAGACUAAUUGAUGGAGUUGGUCAGCCUCCUUGCUUCAGCUUGCGAACUCUUUGUCGUGCCCUUACAGAAGCCUCGCGAGGCUAUCAUGGCAGUUUUUUGCGGUCUCUAUAUGAAGGGUUUUACUUCAGUUUCGGCUCUCAGGUAGGCAGAGCCAGCCGUCCUUUGCUUGAACGUCUAAUUCUUUCAUAUCUCCUCACUACUACAAAGCAAUCGCCUGGAACCAAAAAUGACAAAACAGCCCUAGCACGUCAAUUCCUUUCCAAACCCCUUCCCCAGCCCCCACUUCGAGACGGUGAUCGUGGUUAUGUUCAAGUUGAAGGCUACUGGGUCCCCCAAGGACCCCUUAAAAUUCUUGAAGAAAAAGAUGAUGCUGUGAGGAAGUCUUAUGUUCUCACAGAAACCGUUCGUGGUAAUCUGAAGGAUCUAGCACGUGUUGUUUCUGCAGCAGGAAGCUUGCCUGUACUGCUUCAAGGUGAGACCUCAGUAGGAAAGACGUCUCUCAUCACCUUCUUGGCUGCAAGAGUUGGUCAGGUCUGCCACAGAAUCAAUAACCAUGAACAUACUGAUCUACAGACAUAUCUUGGUGCCUAUACAGCUGCUUCUGCUACUUCUGCCUGUAAAAACGCCGGCAGUGGUUCGGGAGCGGUACCACUCGUUUUCCAGGAGGGUAUAUUUGUUCAGGCAAUGAAACAGGGACACUGGAUCAUACUGGAUGAAUUGAAUCUUGCACCCACUGAAAUUCUUGAAGCGCUUAACCGCGUUUUAGAUGAAAAUCGCGAACUCUUCAUCACCGAGACUCAAGAGAUGGUGAAAGCGCAUCCUCAUUUUCGAGUUUUCGCUACUCAAAACCCUCCUGGUCUCUAUGCUGGUCGUAAGGUGCUAUCGCGAGCUUUGAGAAAUCGAUUCGUUGAGUUACACUUUGAUGCGUUGCCUCGAGCUGAGCUGGAAGUCAUUCUUGAACACCGUUCAGCGUUACCACGGUCUCGAGCGGCAAAAAUGGUUGAAGUCAUGCACCAGCUACAUCUCAUUCGCCGCUCCUCCGACAUCUUCCGAGGCAAGGAUGGUUUUAUCACGCUUCGAGAUCUAUUCCGCUGGGGUGAACGUUACAGACUAGCUACCUGUAAUCAAGGGAAGGAGAAUGAGUUAUUUGAUUGGGACGCUUAUUUGGCUGAACAGGGUUACCUAUUGCUCGCGGGUAGAGCUCGACAUGCCGAUGAAGCUAAGGCUGUUGCUGACGUUAUCCAGAAGGUUUUUAAGAAACAAAUUCACGAGGAAAAUCUGUAUGAUAAGAGUGAGAACACAUCAGCGGUCGCAGCUGAGUUUUUAUCGGUAAUAAAUAAUCCCCUUGGAGGAGAAUUUGAUCAUAUUGUCUGGACCAGGGAUAUGAGACGUCUACUAGUUCUUGUUGGCAACGCUCUUAAAUACAAUGAACCCAUCCUCCUUGUUGGUGAAACUGGGUGUGGCAAAACGACCAUCUGUCAGAUCUUUGCUGCACUUCGAAAACGUAAUCUUCUUUGCGUGAAUUGUCAUCAAUACACUGAAGCAGCCGAUUUUCUCGGUGGUCUUCGUCCCAUUCGAACGCAUCAGCCUGAUGAUCCCAACACCACGGAUGAUCGUCUCUUCGAAUGGGUGGACGGUCCUCUUGUGCUUGCUAUGGUUCAGGGCGACAUUUUUCUUUUAGACGAGAUCUCUCUUGCUGACGAUGCUGUCCUCGAACGUAUUAAUAGUCUCCUUGAGCCUGAGCGCAAAAUUUGUCUUGCCGAACGUUGUGGCGACUCCUUGGAGUCUGAGGAGAUUACUGCUGUUGCUGACUUCCGUCUCCUAGCAACCAUGAACCCUGGUGGCGAUUAUGCGAAGAAGGAACUCUCUCCAGCUCUGCGCAAUCGUUUCACUGAAAUCUGGUGUCCAUCACCGACUUUUAUCGUAGAGAAAUCGGCGAUUGAAAUGACCGAUUGGCAAGCUAUUGUUGAGCACAAUUUGCGCCGAAGUGAUCUGCUUGUUGAUUUGACUCCCUUAGCCAAAGCCAUUGUGGAUUUCUGUUGGUGGUUUGCUCAAGGUCGCACUGAGGUGGUGUGUGGAGGAAUGGCAAGAAAGCGACGAUGUAGACGUCCAUUCCCUACUAUUCGAGAUUUACUUUCCUGGGUGGAAUUCAUGCAGAAUUUGGCGACUUCGAGGCAUGAUUUCUCUCGAGCUUCUAUCUUCAACGCAUGCCUUCAUGGUGCAGCAUUAAUCUUCCUGGACUCUCUAGAGGAAGAGGAACGUAGUUCUGAUGAGCAUAUGGAACAUGAGCCCUACCUCUUUGUUGACGAAAGUAGUCUUCAGACUUCUCCAGAGACACUUUAUAAGUUCAGUCCAGUUGGAGGGAUAAAUUUUCUUCUGAGGUGCCUUCUUACGCACUUUGAAGUUAAGGAAUCCAAUCCUGAUUUACUUGAUGAUAUUAGGACAGCAGCUCAAGAGUUUGUUAUGGGUCUUAACCUACAACCAGGUCAAUGUGUACCUGAACUGAAGGACUCAAAUAAGCUCUAUGGUUGUGAGCCAUUUUUUAUUGAAACAGGUCCAGAACUAUCACCCAAGGAGCUAGUUGGCUCACGAGCUCCGAUAAACUUUAGUCUGAGUGCCGUUACACCGGCGUCGAAUUUAUGUCGCCUCUUGCGAGCUUUACAACUUCCAAAACGUGCUCUGCUUCUUGAAGGUAGUCCGGGUGUCGGAAAGACUUCUCUAGUUUCCGCUCUCGCUAGAGCUGCUGGCCAUCGGGUUGUUCGAAUUAAUCUUUCCGAAGCAACUGAAGCAAGCGAUCUUUUUGGCUGUGAUCUUCCCGUUGAAGGAGCUGGUUGUGGAACAUUUGCUUGGUGUGAUGGACCCCUUCUUCAGGCCCUUCGACACGGACAUUGGGUGCUUCUUGAUGAGAUGAAUCUGGCCUCCCAAUCUGUGCUUGAAUGUCUGAACGCCUGUUUAGAUCAUCGUGGUUCUAUCUACAUUCCGGAGUUGGGAACCACUUUCCACGUCAAGCCUCGCGCGACCCGAUUAUUCGCCUGUCAGAAUCCUGUUGAAGAGGGUGGUGGUCGUCGUGCCCUUCCAAAGUCAUUUCUUAAUCGAUUUACUCAAGUCUACCUGAAACCCUUAACUGCGUCCGAUCAAAUAGCAAUUCUUAUUAGUAUAUACAACGAUCUGCCUGUUCCUCACAUCGAAGCCAUGGUUAAGUUCAACUCAAUGCUUCAAGACGCUGUUGAAAGAGGAGAUUCUUUCAACGCCGUGGCUGGAACUUCCUGGGAAUUCAAUCUCCGUGAUCUCUGUCGUUGGGGUGACCUUUUGAUUGCAGGUCAAGCUAACUUUGGCACCAACCCCGGCCUCUAUGUCUACCUUAUCUAUGCUGCUCGUAUGCGUUCUAAUGAAGACAAGACGAGAGUAAUUGAACUUUGGAAUGGCGUGGCUGAAGAGACCGGUCUAGGGCGUUGUUACAUUCCUCGAGGUUGUACUUAUCCACCGAUUGGGAAUAAAUUUCAAAUUGGCCUCUCCACUUGGUCUGUUAAUGGUGCUGAAACUCGAACUGAAAUCAUUGAAGAUAGCCUGCUUAUUUUGAAUCAACAUCGUCCCUAUUUGGAGAUGCUGCUUAAGAUACUACAACAUGGUUGGAUGUCUAUUCUUAUUGGUCCCAGAGGGGCAGGUAAACGCUCACUGGUACACUUAGCAGCUCAAAUUGUUCAUCGUCACGUCGCCACUGUUGCUCUUUCCCCGUCGGCAGACACGGUUGAAUUACUGGGGGCUUUUGAACAGCAUGAAAAUGGAGGGAUCUUCGCGUGGAUAGAUAGUCCUCUAGUGCGUGGAAUUCGUGAAGGCCACUGGGUCGUUUUGGAGAAUGCUCAGCUCUGCAGUCCCUCCGUUUUGGAUCGCCUGAAUAGUCUCCUGGAACCAGGAGGCGAUUUGCUGAUAAGCGAACGUGGUCUGGACGCCAAUGGCGAGUUAGUUCGACUGAAGCCUCAUUCAGAGUUUCGUUUAAUUCUUGUGGUUGAUGACAAUACCCCUACGGUUGCAAGCUACUCCAAUAAUAUCUCCAGAGCAAUGCGAAACAGGGGUGUUGAAAUGGUGCUCACUAAUGAUUUGACGUUCCACAAGGAAGAUCUCCAGCGUCUAAUUCUCAACACUGGCCUCUCACCGGCUUGCGUAAACGCUCUUUUGACCUUUGAAUCUUCUGUGAUUCAACGUAUGCAUACUUUAGCUCCUGAGGUUACUGCAUCUUCACUGCCUCCUCGUAAACCACCGGUUGGUGCAUUGCUUUCCGCUGCGCGGGUAAUUCAACAAAUCACCAGUGGUAAAGAGCUGGACGCACUUAUGGGUUCAGAGGGAGCUGAGGAGACAACAGAAGAUAUCGCUCCAUGGAUGGUCAGAUGGAAGGGUGAAGACUCCAGAAAGAAGGCCUUUGCUAAAGCUCUCAUCGAUGUCUAUUCUCGAAGACAAACGGACCACAAUGUCUCUCAGGUUCUAAUUAAAGCCAUCUGCAAUUUCGUAGACAAUGAGCUAUCUACCUUGCUAGUGUCAGAUCAAAUUCCUCUUCAGCCUCGACUUAAUCAUGUCAGUGAACUCCUUUCCUCAAUUUCACCUCUAGUCAACCAAUGGCGACAUGUCCUCGAACAUUGCUCAGCAGUUCUCUCAUCAUCUGAUAAUUCUCUUCUCCCUAUUCUUAUUCGAUUUUCCGUUGAACGUGGAUUCAAGAUACCCUCCUCCACAGUGUCACUUUCUAUUAAGCAAUUCGCAUCAUCUAUUAAUGAAGUCGAUAAUAUAGAUCUACGUUGGAUUCCUGGUUGGACUUGCAUUGUAAAUCGCACUUCUGAGAAUCUUCUCUCUACUUGGAAUUCUCGAAUUGUUGAUGCAUUCCUCUCGAAUCUGAAGUCAUUCCAUGAUAGCAUUCUCUCCACUUCAAGCUCAUUGACUUUCAAUGAUCAGAUUCCCGUUAUUUGUGCUCUAGAUCAUUUCGUUAAGGGAGAUAUUCCUAUUGCAUUUUCAGAAGCUUAUCCAGGUCUUCAAGGCCUUUACUCAGAGUUACUGAAUGCUAUAAGCAGCCUCAGAGAAACCUUUUACAAUUGCGGUCAUGGUCAUCUUGAUUUCCGCCAUUUCCUCUCAGCUCUGGCCAAGCUUACCGCCUGGUUGGAGCAAUUUGGUUCCCAACCGAUUGGAUCCGCUUCUGAUUGGUCGGAAAGAAUCGAGUUCUUUGCUCACUAUUGUUGCUCGUCACAAGCUGGUGUUGCAGCUGCAGUUAGGAUGAUGGAAUUAAUCCGCAGAUACCUUCAAGCACCAGUUCCAAAGAGUAUGGAAUCGCCUAAAAGACUCGAUAUCUGCCACCUUCCUUGGGCCAAAUUGGCUCUUGUUGCUCAAGAUCAGAUAUCUACUCUGCUGAAUCCUAUGGACGUCGAUGAGAUGGACAAGGCAAUGGAGGUGCCUGAUUUACCUUCCUCGGAGACUUCUGAAAGUAUGCGUUUGUGGCCAGUUCUUGCUACUGGUCUAGUGUUUUGUCGAUCCAAGGAUGCUUCCUUCACAGAAUGGUCUGAAAAUAUGUCAAAAAACCUGCUUGUGGAACUUGGUAUUCAGCUUGGAGCUCUUUCACGUCCGCGGUUGCUCGAACUAUGUACUGUAUCCUCUGAGAAGUCUUCUGAAAGUAUAACCGAUGUCCUUCUCCUUAGGAACCGAGCAUUUUCAUCUCUAGAACUAUCUGAUCCAUUUGGCUUAGCGAAACCUGAUCUUGUCCAUGAGUGGCGAAGCCUAUCACAAUCGGUAUUAGCUGUUAACCACACUGAUUCUUUGAGCUCCCAGAGCGAUGGGGCAAAUUGUUCCUUCGCUGACUGGAUCUCCCAUCAGCAAAUACUGUCAGAUUUAUUCCAUUUGCUUCAAAAACUUGUACCUUUAUCGACCAAACAUCACAGAAUUAGCCAUUCUGUAGACAGUGAGAUCCCUGAACUAAUCGGUCUGUCACGAUCUCUAUUCUGCACCAUUUUGACGGCAAUUCACAAACGUUCACGUGGAAAAUUGAGUGAUGACUCACCUCCAAUUUCAAGUCUUUCUGAGGUUAUAGCUUCUCUUAGUGACGACAAUGUGGAGGAUUUUGCUGACACAGUCGAUUCUCACAUGGGUCGAUUUCUUUCCGACCAGCCGUUACUUCUUCGUCUGCUUCGAGCAUACUGUGCUUGCUUAAAGGGAUCGUCAGGGAAUCGGGACGAAGCAAUUGCACGUGCUUGGGUUGUCUAUGGCGCUCUGCAAAUGCAAUGUGCUUUUCCAGCAUCCCCUCUCGAUCCCAGCAUCGUGAAUGCAUUCAAAAUUACAAUUACUCGCGAUGAGCUCCAUCGGCUUGAAACGGACCUUAAAGUUAGAGCAGUUAUCAGAUCUAUUGAAGUGGGGUCUUGUGGACUCCCAUGUACAAGUACUGAUUUAUCUCUACCUCACACUGGCUGUGUGGAUAUUGGAACCAUCCAAUCAAACGUUGAAGCAGGCUUAGAACAUCCUCUUGUUGGAGCGAUCGUCCAACGACGAGUCAAGGUUGCCAGGCGAUUGGAACGUCUGGAAGAGCGUCAGGUUGUGAAACAGGACCAUACUGCACUGCAAUUGAGGGCGACUUCGAAUUCACAUUAUGUGGAACUGAGACGUCGACUAACAGCAUUCAAUCAGAACUUUACUGGAGAUUUCUUACUGAAACUUUUGGAGAAUGGUGUGUUCUCCAGGUCAGGAGCCCUUCAACAAUGGAUUGAAACUGCUGCCUCGCUCUCUGAAUGGUUUAUUCAACCUCAGAGACUUCAUAUCUAUGCAGAUGUUGUGGAACCGUACCUUUUGGGCUUAUCUAAGGUCGUCCAUGGUUUACGAAGCCUGGUGCAACUGGAGGUCUCCAAGGAUGAAAAUGCCACCAACUUUGUUAGUCUCGUGGAAUGUCUCUCAACGGGGAUGUUUCCAACACUCGCAACUAAUACUACAACAUCAGCCAAGGGUCUUCCUUUGACCCCAUGUCUCCAGCUAAUUCGUCACCUUGUCUCACCACAAAUUCGCGGUCUUCUUCGUGGGUCGAUAUGGAAAGAUCGUGAAUCGGAUAGUGGUGUUCUUUCUGGAAGGUCAAUUUAUAUCGACGCUCGUGAUGUUUUGGCUCAUAGACGCGAGGUUUCUCUUCUGAAAUUGGAAACGGAAUAUCGAAUGAACUCUCACAUUCUCAAUCUAAUCAUUAUGGAUCGUCUCUCAUCAACAUCUCUAGCCCAGCACCACGUAGACUUCAUAUCUCAUCUUCUGAAAGCCCUCACUGGCUAUCUGUGCCUCCGUUGGCGUAGAAGAGAGGCUAGAAGAAAGCGUGACGCGGAGAGACGUGCUGCUCUUUUCAUCGAAGCCGAGCAGCGUCGUCGGAAGUGCUACGAUGAACUCCAAUCCGCUGCUUCUACAAUAUCUUCCUCAAAGAACAUAAAGAAAAAGAAGGGAGUAACUCGUGCAGAACGCAGAAAGAGGGUUCAAGAAGCUUCGGAAGACAGGGAACUCCCCGAACUCGUUGACGCAGGUCUUAAUGAUGAAGUUGAGUGGAGAUUGAGAUUCUCAGAAACUGGUGCUAUUGAGGCCAGAAAAGCUUUGACGUUCGCUUCUGGUGAUUUCGAGGGAUUGAGGUUGUCGAAAGAGGAUGCAAUUCAACACGCUGUUCGAAGCAUUGAAGGAGUGAACUCUUGGUUUGAAAAAGAAUUGGCGAAUGCAGAAGGGGAGACAGAGGCGGAGUCAGAAUGGUUACCGGGCGAUGAAGAAUUAGUGGGAUUUGUUGAUCGACUCGUUUUUGUUCUACUUCAUAUUUCUCAACGUGACUCAGGAAACGUUGACUUCGUAUCACUGGCUGAGAAACAUUGGUGGAGAACAUUUAUUGAUGGAUAUCAAUUUGCUGGUCAUCUGUUAGCCCAUUCGAGGUACCAGUUGCCUGCUAAAUCGGAUGAGUUCUCAAUGCCAUCACAUCUUCUUGCAACUGCUCGCUUUGCUCUCUCAGCUCGAGAUGAUUCAGAAUCAGUUGAAUUGGAGAAGGUCUUCUCCUUUGAACCCAUUCAACAGCUUUUUAAGACGGAGUCAGUGACUCGUAGAAAGCGGUGUUUGGAUGUGUAUCAUGAUCCGAUUCCCAAAUCAGAGGGCAAGAAGGCAUAUGCCAUGAUGGUUGCUGUUCGAGCUCGGGUUUUGCAACUGCUCCAAGAGUGGCCGGAUCAUCCUGCUUUACUAAAGAUUAUCACUGUCAUCAAUCGGAUGUGUGCAUUCAGUAUUAAUGACUGCCUGACAAAGUACAUCACUGCAUUUGAGAUGUUGUUGGCUGAGAUGCAGGAAUGGGAAAAGAAUGCUGCUCGUCAUGUAUCCAUAUCCGAUGCCUUCAGGUCCGUUUGUGAUCUUCUUAUUGAGUGGCGAAAAUUGGAGUUGAAAUGUUGGAUGGCCUCACUGGAUACUUCCACUGAAUCAGCAGCCAAUAGUUGUUCCUCGCUCUGGUUCCACCUUCAAAGUGUCUUCCUUCAACCUACCUCAACCGCCAACAUUGCUGAAGAUGAUCAGUGUCAAAUCCUGCUAGAGUUCAUGGAGAACGGUCCAGUGGGUGAAUUUGCUGCUCGUUGGCGUCUUCUGGCUGCCCUCUACAAUGCCAUCGCUAUCUGGCCUGGUCUUUCUGACACGCAUCGUUUUUCGGCUCGAAGAAUGGUGGGAAAUGUGGCCUGGUUCUACGGCCAAUUCAUACCACAUGUGAAAAAAUUCCUUCUAGAUGAACAGAAACCCAUUCGUAAAGAGAUGAGCAAUUUUAUUUCCGCCAUGAAAUGGGGUGAUUAUAUCGGCUUUUGGACAAUGAAGGAGAAUGUGGAUAAGUGCAAGAAAACUAUCCACAAACACAUCCGAACCUGGGAGGGUAUUCUACGACAGUCAGUGAAACCAUGCUUCGAUGCCGCAAUCAAGACGUCUAUAGAAAUGCCAGUCCCUGAUACUACCAUGACAAUCUUAGAACAUAUUCAGUCAAUUGAAGAAAAGGACUUCGGGGUUUUCAGGCUGUCACCAGAAAUGAAGACCUGGCUCUCAAAACUGACCGAAGAAAGAGAAAUGCCUGUCAAUAUUCGCCGACUCCCAGUAUUGACCAAACGCUUCAAAGCUCAUAUAAUUUGCAUCUCGAAUUCGGCACCUUGCUUGUCUUGGAUACAACAAUUAUGUGAAUGUCUUGGCGAUUGGAUGAAACGUGUCAAGGAGCUAUCUCGUUCAACUCAGCAACUCGAUUCCGAAUCUCCGCCCGAGAAAGCUCUUAUUGCUGUUCUCAACGAAAAGGAGACAUACAGGGACUCAAAAUCAAAGGACAUUGAUGAAGAAGAUCUGAAAAAGGCGAAGGAUUGGUCUAGUCGAUACACAGCUCUGCAGCAAAGUAAGAAACUUGCUCUUCACGAUUGGUUCCGUCUCUCGUUUGGACUUCGCCAGUUGAAGUUUACUCAAAACGCUCUGAGAACUGAAGAUGAACCUGAUCUCUCAGACAAUGAUCUAAGUGAAUUGCCUUUGUCAGAUGGUGAAGUUCCCAAAGAUGAGCAUGAUAUGUGUCUGGGUCUGUCAUAUCGUCGAGGUCUUCGAAAGAGUCCUUUUGAGAAACCUCGCAGUCAGCUCAUGUCAAAGCUGGGAGGUGAUCUGUGGUCUUUUUCCACAAAUCCUCCUCCUGUUUCUAUUAAACACUUGGAACAGCUUAUUUCUUCAGCGAGCAUUUCUCAACUACAAAAAAUGGCUUCUGAGAGUUUAGCUCGGCUUCUCUCCCUCCGAUCUGGUUUGCCAAAACAUCCAGAUAAAUCUGAGAUUGUCGAUGAUUUGGGAGGCCGUCAAGGUGUGGAAAAACUUAUUGGAUCGUUAGAUGACCUCUUGGUGAACUGUGUGGAUGCUUUUGAACCCUUCGGUGAUCUUUACUCGACUUUCCUGAAAUUGAAGGAAAAGGUUGAAGAGAUUCAUGCUACCUACAACAAAGGAGAGGCAUCAGAUUCUAUGAUUCCCUGUUCAAGACAAUCCAUGCGCAAAUUGAGGGCUUCUCGGGAUAGGAUAGCAAAUCUUGCAUCUAGUUGUAUUCAGCAAUGGAAUAAGUUCACCGAAACAUGCUCUAGUCUUUCAAUUCCGCCAUCACAGUCUUUGAAUCGUCUUCUGGACGCUAAUUCGGAUUAUUUUCUUACAGAGGCCGCUACUUGUGAUAUUACAAAGGUCUUCAUGGACUUCAAAUCGCGUCUAGAAUGUCUAUCGAAUCGUUUAGAUCAACGCAUUCCAAGGUUCUCCAUUGCUAUUACUAAGGAUAUUAUAGACCAGCAGGAAAUUCUUAAGGUAUCUGCGCAAGAAUUUAUUCAAUGUUGCCAGGAGAUUACUAUCCAAACUCGGGUUGAUGCAGGUCUUCUCUCAGUUGCUAAUUCUCUGUAUUCUGAAGUUGAAGCCUCUAAUGAAUUGCUCUCUAUAGCACGGAAUUCUGUUUCCGAAACACCCGAUUUUGAAAAGCGUGUUAGUUCAAUAAUUUCGAAGACUUUAGUCACGCUUCAAUGUCUCAAACACUUAGACGAAUCGAUUGAAGUUGAACGCGGAAUGAUUGAUCAGUUGAAAAAUUGCGCAUCCGUCCUUCCAGAGAGUUGCAUCUCGAAACUUGAAGUCAUUAAUUCGAGUAUUGAUAAACUCUCCCCAUCGUGCGCAAAUGAUAUUCUUCACAUUCAGUCUAUCACUCCUCUUCUUGCAUUGCUUCUGAAUGUCGUCUCUUUGAGAUUGAGGCAUUUGCUUGGACUUCUUAUUUCUUGGCUUGAGUUAGGUGAAUUUCUUGCUCAGGUUGCCUUCCGUCUGCUCAACGAAGGCUUCUGCAAACCAUCAGCUCUACAGAAGGCCUUUGGAGCUGGGGCCACCGGAAAAGAAGGUGCAGGCAGUGAAAAUAGCAAUUCUGCAGCCAAUGAGAAUGAUGAAGGUGGCUGCACAAGUAUCAAUGCUGAAGGCGUGGACACCAGCGGAGCUAAAGACGUUUCCAAAGAGCUCCAAUCACAGGAACAGAUUGAGGGCACAACAGAUCACCACCAAAGUCGUGAGGAGGAUCAAAAUGAACCACCUCCCGAGGCAGACGAUAAUGGAAUCGAGAUGCCGGAUGACUUUGAUGCAGCAUUUGACGAUGGAAGUGGAAGAGAGGAGAAAGACCCUAAUAAGGAUGAUGCGAAAGAUCAGGAUGAAGAUAAUUUACAGGAUGUUGAUGAACAACUGGGCGAAGCGGGAGACGAACCCGAUGAGUUUAAUCAAGAAAUGUGGGCCUCCGACGGCGAGGAAGAAACGGAAGAGGAAGAUGAAAAUGAUCGAAAAAAUGCUGACAUGGAUGAAGGUGGUGUACAGGAUGAUGCUAGAUCCAAUUCCAAGUCCUCUAAAUCCACAGCUGUUAACGAGAAACCUGACGAGAAACCAGCUAAAAAUGACGCACAGGAACAGGAGGAAGAAGGUGAGGUCAAUGAAGAUGGCGAAGAUACAAGAACCGGUGCUAAGGAGAAGGAAUCCUCCUCGGCUGAAAAUGCGAAUAAGACUGAGACAGUGGCUGGAUCUGAGAAUAAAGAGGAGGAUGAAGGGGUUGAAGAGAAGGAGAUGGCUAAUGCCAUGAAGGAUGAUGAAAAUCGGCUGGCUUCCCAGGAAGCAGAGUUGCUAGAAACGGAAAAACAAAAUGAAGAGGAGGUUGAGGUAACAAAUGAAGAUCCAAUGGAUGCAUUUGGCGAGAAUAUGGAUCUUGAUCCGAAUCCAGAGGAGUAUGAAGACAAGAAUGAUUCUCAAGUUCCAGAUGAAGAGAUUGAUUUGAAGGCUCAACCCAUGGAAGUGGAGGAAGACGGUAAGGAUGAAGACCAAUCAAAUGAAAUGGAAGUAGAUGGAACUGAAGAAACUGAUAAAACAAAACCAUUGGAUGAUCAAAUGAUAUCCAAUUACAACCCCGGAGCUGGAGAUUUGAACACUGGCAAUACGGAAGCUUUCGACAAAAACCCAGAUUAUAGAGAGAAUCAAGAUUCCACUGUCACGGGUGAAAUGGAAGCUUCCGAGGAGGGGACCCAAAAUAACGAAGAACAGCAACGAUCCCAAGCCGGAGGUUCAGGAAAGGAGACUGGAGAUUUCUCCGCGGGCAUGCCUUCGGUUCCAAAUCGCGAUAGCUCCUCUGAACCGCCUACAUCUCGACGUAAACAGCAAGGCCCCCGACCAACAUCAGAUCAGAGAACCAGCACACUGGGUGAUAAGGAGAAGCAGCAGCCUUUGCGACAACCCGAGAUUCUCGAAGCCUCAAAUUCGGAGCCUAUGGAGGAGCCAGAAGAUGGCGGAGAAGGUGAAGUGGAUGCAGUUCAACACAUCACUGACGAAAAUGCGUCAGCACCACUCACUGCUUUCGACUCUGCGACAGAUGCUCAACAGAAGGAAGUGGAAGAAGAGAAUGCUGGUAUUAGUGAAAAUCCUGACGAGAAGUCUGAGAAACCUGGCACUGAUCCAAAUCAACUUCAAUCAAUGCCCGAGGACAAAACGGAGGAGGCUGUAGUUGCUGAGUCGAAACUCCCACCUAUAUCCAACAACGCCUCUCAUCAAGAUCGAGACCCAAACAAUUCGAACUCAGCUGGUAAUGAGGUACGGACUCUUCCAAAACUCGAUAUGGAGUUAAUCGCAACACAUGGAGCUCAGCGUCCAUCUAAUUCUACCUUUAACACCACUCUUCCUCCUUCGACAUUGCCAGACUUACCUUCUCAAUGGCUAGUACCACUUCCUCCACCACCUCAAAUGCGUCGUCAAUAUGGCAACAGUGAAAAGGAACGGGAACUGAUCACUUCAGCCGCUCUGGAUUGGAGUGCUUAUGUGACAAGGUCAUCAGGAUUGUCUGUACAACUCUGUGAAGCUCUCAGACAAGUUCUUGAACCCACACGUGCUUCCAGAAUGAAGGGGGACUUCCGUACCGGAAAGAGAUUAAAUAUGCGCAAAAUUGUUCCUUAUCUGGCGAGUCAAUUCCGAAAGGAUAAGAUUUGGAUGCGAAGAACUCAGCCGAAUCAGCGCGAUUACAAGAUUUUGAUUGCCGUGGAUAAUUCUUCCUCAAUGGCUGAUAAUCUUUGCAAAAGUAUGACAUUUGAAGCACUGGCAACUGUGAUAAACGCACUCAAUCUUCUGGAAGCUGGCAAAAUUGGGGUCUGCAGUUUUGGUGAAUCUGUCGAAGUUGUUCGUGGAAUGGGUGAACCCUGGACGAACGAAAUGGGUGCCUCGAUGUUAGCCAAAUUCGACUUCAAGCAGUCUCGAACCUCUCUCAUUCAGCUCCUACAAACGUCCAUUAGUUUGAUGCAAGUAGCAGGGGAAGGCAGUGCCACCAGUCGAGGAGUUCCAGCCAGUCAACUUCUACUCAUCCUCUCUGACGGUGUGUUCUCUGAAGACCCACAGAGUCCUGCUCUUCAAGCUGCUGUUCGGCUUGCUCGUGAUCACCAUCUCUUUGUUGUCUGCAUCAUUAUUGAUGAUAACAAGAAGAAGAUAGAAAUAGGGAAUUUGGACUAUUCAGCGUCAUAG